Messenger RNA from Choloepus didactylus (southern two-toed sloth), 8219 nucleotides. It is a transcript of the gene MINDY2, whose product is annotated as MINDY lysine 48 deubiquitinase 2. The record is from RefSeq and is a predicted model, not a curated record. Bases 1 to 1875 code for a protein of 624 amino acids. Lineage: Eukaryota; Metazoa; Chordata; Mammalia; Pilosa; Megalonychidae. The transcript has 9 exons. Gene Ontology annotation, molecular function: cysteine-type carboxypeptidase activity; K48-linked deubiquitinase activity; cysteine-type deubiquitinase activity. Gene Ontology annotation, cellular component: cell periphery; cytosol. Gene Ontology annotation, biological process: protein K48-linked deubiquitination.
AUGGAGAGCUGCCCCGAGAGCCUGCAGCCGCUAGAACACGGGGCGGUGGCCGGGCCAGCGCCGGGGACGGGUUCUCCGCUGGAAGCUCGACCAGAAGCCGGGCUCGCCGCUGGGGAUGGUCCUGGGGUAUGGGCGGCGGAGAGCAGCGCCGGGAAUGGGCAGGGGGCGGCGGCCGCCGGGAGGAGCCUCCCGGACUCGGCUUCUCCCGUGGGUUCUCUUCAGGUUCCCGGACCCCACGACUCCUUCCCGAGCUCGGAGUUGCAGGAGGGCGAUUUGGAGAGUUCUGCGGUCGCGAAGACGCCUCUGAGAGGGCAGAGCAAGGUGACUGCCUCCACGGAGACAGCCGAUGCCGGAGCGGGCCGUGGGUUGGGUCCGGCUGGGGACGCGGGAGCCCCUCCGGAUCCCGCCGGCCCCUGCCCCUCAGCGUUAGCGGCCGCCGGCUCCGAGGAGCCCAGCAGCGCCGGAGGUCUCAGCAGCAGUUGCAGCGACCCCAGCCCUCCUGGGGAAUCUCCUAGCCUGGACUCCCUAGAGUCGUUCUCUAACCUGCAUUCUUUCCCCAGUAGCUCCGAGUUCAAUAGUGAGGAGGGAGUGGAGAACAGGGUCCCCGAGGAAGAGGAGGGCGAGGUAGUGUUGCCUGGGGCUGUCCCUCUGUGCAAGGAGGAGAAGGAGGACGAGGAGGAGGCCGCCCAGGUGCUGGCGGCUUCCAAGGAACGCUUUCCGGGACAGUCUGUCUAUCACAUCAAGUGGAUCCAGUGGAAAGAAGAGAACACACCCAUCAUCACCCAGAAUGAGAAUGGACCCUGCCCUUUGCUGGCCAUCCUCAAUGUUUUGCUUCUAGCAUGGAAGGUGAAACUUCCACCGAUGAUGGAAAUCAUAACCGCUGAACAGCUGAUGGAAUAUUUAGGAGAUUACAUGCUUGAUGCAAAGCCAAAAGAAAUUUCAGAAAUUCAACGUUUAAACUAUGAGCAGAAUAUGAGUGAUGCUAUGGCAAUUUUGCACAAACUACAGACAGGCCUGGAUGUAAAUGUAAAAUUCACUGGCGUCCGUGUGUUUGAAUAUACACCAGAAUGCAUAGUAUUUGAUCUUCUUGAUAUUCCUUUGUAUCAUGGGUGGCUAGUGGACCCUCAGAUUGAUGACAUUGUAAAAGCUGUUGGUAACUGCAGCUAUAACCAACUGGUGGAAAAGAUCAUCUCUUGUAAGCAGUCAGACAAUAGUGAGCUGGUUAGUGAAGGCUUUGUAGCUGAGCAGUUUCUAAAUAACACAGCCACUCAACUGACAUACCACGGAUUAUGUGAACUAACUUCAACGGUUCAGGAAGGAGAACUUUGUGUGUUCUUUCGGAAUAAUCAUUUUAGCACCAUGACCAAAUACAAGGGCCAGCUGUAUUUGUUGGUAACAGACCAGGGAUUUCUUACUGAAGAAAAAGUUGUUUGGGAAAGUCUACACAAUGUAGAUGGUGAUGGAAAUUUCUGUGACUCAGGAUUUCAUCUGAGGCCUCCAUCAGAUCCAGAAACUGUAUAUAGAGGACAACAGGAUCAGAUAGAUCAGGACUAUCUUAUGGCAUUAUCUCUACAACAAGAACAGCAGAGCCAAGAUAUCAACUGGGAACAAAUCCCAGAAGGAAUCAGUGAUUUGGAACUAGCGAAGAAACUCCAAGAGGAAGAGGAUAGAAGGGCUUCUCAAUAUUACCAGGAACAGGAACAAGCAGCAGCUGCUACUGCUUCUGCUUCUACACAAACUCAGCAGAGCCAGCCAGCACAAGCCUCUCCAUCAAGCGGAAGACAAUCUGGGAAUAGUGAACAACGUAAACGAAAGGAACCUCGAGAAAAAGAUAAAGAAAAAGAAAAGGAAAAAAAUAGCUGUGUCAUUUUGUAAUAAGUUCUAGAUUCUUUUGGAACCACCUAUAUGUCCUGAGAAACAAAACCACAGGAGGAAAGGAAGAAAAACCGAUAAAUACCGUCUGUGCCUGAUUUCCCAAUGGAUUUUUUGUUCAUGUUUUUCAGGGGAAAGGUUGUUACUUAGUCACAAUCAGACCUUUUCAGGUCACACAGUAUACUCUUCAGAGCUGGAAUUUCAUGUUACAAGUUGGAAAUGCUGUGUGUUGUCAUUCUUGAAAAAUACUGCACUUGUAGCCAAAUAAGCAAAUCACAGCAAAUUUUGUGUCCUAGUGACAUUCAUAACUCAUUAUCAGUUAGUAAGCUAUUUUAUCUUCUGUUCUAACAGUAAAUGGAGGUAAUUGAUUUUGUCUCAUUCCUUCCUGAAAUCUAAAUAUUAGCACAGUAGUUUCUGAAAUUAAUUUUUAUAGUGUUAAAUUAUGAUCGAAUCCAUAAGAAACCGGGGAUUUAAUAUAGGGAUUUAAAAAACAGAAAAAAUAAAAAAUAAUGGAAUAAAUAACCCUUCCUUGUAUACUGGACUAGUUCAGCCCUUAAACAGCUUUACCUUUCUUUAGGAAUGUAUAUUUUAGAUAUUAUCUUAAGAAUUGAUAAUGGAGCUUGGGUUUAAUUUAGAUAGAAAAAUUAAAAUUUGUAUUUCUUUUCCAAUAGAAAAAAUUACAUGACACUAAUAUCUUAUUAAAAUCAGAUAUUAAUGACUUUGUAGUGUUGUGAAACUUUGAAAUCUUUAACAUAGGUAAACCCAGACCACAGUUAGUUUUUAUUGACAGUGUGGUGAGUGAGUGUAAGGAGGAAACCAAAGUGGAUGCUAGGCCUUGUAAAUAAGGGGAAUGUAGAAAACCAGAUAAUUUGUUUUGUACCUUUUUCUAGAAUUACCUUGAACCUUAAAAUUAAAUCAUGUUUAUUUUCUAGAGAAUUACUUAUACUAAUUAAAACCAACAACAGAAAAGCGCAUUUCUGGAAAGAAAUUGAAGAGAUGAUACACUCUCUGAAUCUAGUGAAAAGGCAUUUAAUAAAAAUAUCUUUGAGAGUGGAUAAGAAUUUGAAGGAAUUUAUGUAAAAGCAAUCGAAUUUUUAACUUAUAGCAACCAAAUAAACCUAUAACUUCUUAUAGUCUUUAUAGGAUUCCGAAAGAAUAUUUAUUGAACUUUAUUAUGAGGACAACACGUUUUCCUGUAUUUCUAGAUACAGUUUCAAAAAUGAUCCUUUAUAGUCUUUUUGAUAUAUUUUAUAUUUAAUAGUUUGUUUUAGUCAUUUUGAAAAGACUGUUGCUGCUGCAAAUAGUUUUGUGAUUUAUGUUCUAAGCCUUGGUAAAUUUGUUUAUUUAAAAGCAUCUUGAUCUGUUCUGAGCAUCCACUUGGAGAAUUUCUUUUGUGGUCUAGGGUAACAAUAGACUAAAAAAAAUGUGGUCUGGAUUUUUUAAUCUAUGUCCUUAACUUUCUCCAUGAUCCAAGACCAGUUGUAGGAUGAGUCUAUAUAUAAAAAAUAAACUCUUAUUUAUAGAAGGAAUUAUUCUAAGGGAAAUAUGCAGGGUCAAACUGUAUUAUUUAUGUACUUCUAUAGUGUACGUCUGUUUAUGUUACACAAUCUGUUACUCCUUCAAAUUUCCUAUACUAGCAUGAUAAAUCAUCAGAGAACCUGUUUUGGGUGUAAAACUGUGAUACAAAAUAGUUAGUGAGUCUCUUGAUAAUAACCCAGAAUAUGCAUACAUUGUUGAACUCAACCCGAGUUUACUUUUAAUAUCACUCUAAUGGUUGAAGGAGAAAACUCAAACCUCGGGUUUGUUUUUCCUAUAACUGAUAGUAGUGACAAUGCAUUGUAUUUUAAUUUAUAACAAACAAAAACAAACCAAUAAAACCUAAAGCAUAUUUUUCCAUAAUUAUAUAGUUCUCUAUUUAUUGCCCUUGAAAAGUAUAUGUAGAAGCUAUUCUUUUAUUUGUUAUCUUCUUAAUUUGUUCCAAAGAUAAUACUGCCAUUCUGCAUUCCCUCUGGAAGGAAAAAAAAAAUGAACUUAAAACCAGCAGUGCUGCUAUCAGAUAAGUAGAUGUCAAUGUAUACUUACAAAGAAUACAACUAAAACAUGUAAUGUAUUUGUUAAUUCAGCCUUUUUCUAUGUAAUAUUUCCAAGUCAGAUUUUAUUACAUUCCUGGAGUUCUGUUUGAUAUACCAAGGGUAAUAAUGCUAAAAUGUUUUGCUUUGAUUACUGUGGGGGAAAAAAUUAAAUGUUCAAUUCUAUUAAAACAAACUUCUCAGAUAUAUUGGUUUCCCGUCCUUAAAAGGUUAUAAAGAAUUUAGAAUAUUGUGUCUUUAUUUUCUUAUGUUUAGCUCAAGGUAACAAAUUAUAUAUUCAGACAUUUCUUUCUUGGUUUAAUUAUUGGAAUUUGAUAGUAAUGUAUUAAAGUCUUUCCUUCUCAGUAUUUUGUAAUACUUGAAAAUUGUUACCUGUAUACACUGCCAGGAAGUUAAACAUUUUUGUUUUUAAUAUUUAUAAGCUAGAUGAGGGGCACAUUUGCAUCAACCAAAUCACCAUUUAGACCUGGCAAGAGAAGAAGAGGAAUGAAUGGAUAUGAUUGCUGUGAUUUCGUCUUACUUUCAAAGCCUAUUCCAUAAGGUCAUUGAUCAGUGUUUAAUAAUAAUAUGCUAUUUUCAUCAUGUCUAAUUCCAUUACAUCAGCCAUGCUGUGAUUUACAAUGGUUUUAAUUCUUAAAAGUACUUAGAAUGUGCGUGCGCGUGUGUGUGUGUAUGAGUGUGUGUGUUUCUGGAGCAAGUUUCCGUGUCUUUCAUUCGAUUGUCAAAGGGAUCUGGGGGACUUUCCCUCAAAUUUAAGAAUCUCCAUUUUAAGAAUGCACACACACACACACACACACACACACAUAUACGUGCAUGCAUUAAACAAUUGGAGACAGCUAAAGUUGGCAUUGGCUGCUCCUGUGAUACAUCAGUCCAGCGUGCUUAGGUGAAUGAAGUAACUUCCAUGUUUUAAGGUGUCAGGUUAGAAGUAGUUGAAUGAGGCAUGGAUUUUUAAGUUUUGGAGUAAGCUUUGGAAUAUUUAUUGUCUCACAUUUCUAAUAUUUGACUACUUAUUUUGUAUCAUGUUUAGAAUUAUUCUUCAUACUUCUUGAUCUCAAUUAAGAAAGUAACUAUCAGAGAUUAGUUGACUGAACCCAAAUUAACCGUUUUGUACUUUCACAAACCCUUCUUAGCAUUUUGUUUUCAGUGAUUUAAAAACUCAGUAAGACAAGGUCUUAAGAGGAAGAGGACUAGAAGUCAAAUAUUUAAGGAAAGAAGAAUUGUGGUCCCUGUAUUGUUGAUAUAUGACAUAGAUACAAAUAUAUGUUUGUAAAAACCUGCUAGAGAAAAAUCAAGGCAAAAAUUUCAGAUCUGCCCUCAACCUUAUUUAUAAAAGAAAAGCAAAUUCAUGAAAUGCUUUGGGCUUUACCCUAUCACACAAUUCUUAGGCAUACGAUUUAAAAUAUAAUUGAAAACCUGCUAAUGUCUGAUAAAAGAAGAUGGAGAAUUUUAAAGACAUAUUAUAGUUUGUAUUUUAAAGAACUAGAAAUGUGGAAUUUUAAAUAAUUUUGUUUCUAAAAGCUUGACUUUCUAUCUUGCCUUGGGCAAACUAUCUGUGCCUCAAUUUUUCUUUAAAUAUGUAAAGGAGGAUCUUUUUUAAAAAACUGCUUUGCACUCCUUAAUAAAGGGCAUAGAAUAAGCACAAAGUAUUACUUAAAUAAUCACAAAUAUUACAUACUCUUUGUUCUUGAAUGUGCAGACCUUUCUUUUCCAAUGACUGAUAAUAUUUCUUGUCAGUUUUUUAAUGCAGUCAAAAUUUGUAGAAUUAUCUGGCAUUUGAGUAUGCCAUCAUCUCUUCCAAAAUUGUAUUUUUACAGUUGCUUUUGUGUUCUGUAGAAUAUAGGGUCAAAAUGAAGGGUAUUUGGGGAGUAUAAAAAGCAUUUAGAAACCCUUUUUCCAAUACCUAACACAGAUCUAAAUAUUUAGAUUCUCUUUGCCUUUUCCUCCAUAGAACAAAGUACAGUGGUAUCAGGUUACUAAUACAUAUAUAUAAACUUUGCAUAGAUGGAAUUCAUUUAGAUCUCUCAAAUAUGGUCAUUUUUAGGGCUAUUUAAAUCAUUUGUGUUUUCUUAAUGCAGAAUGUUAUUUAAUAACAUGCAGUUAAAUUCCUUUUAAAAAGCAACAAAAAUAAAGGUGAUCAUUGUUAUCUUAGAGUUCUUAGGUUCUCUUUGAUAAGUAUCUUUUGUUACUGAUAUUUGAAACUUCUAAAAUUGUUGAGAAGGCAUUAUGAAGAAUUGAGGUUAAUUUUCUCAGAUGACGUUUUAAACAAAUUAUAUCUUAAAAUCAGAAACUUCCUUAAACAAAUUAUACUCUAGAGAUUAAAAUAGAGACUGAGGGGCAAAUUGCAGGACUCUGAUAAAGUUUAAUUUAUUUUGAAAAUUUAUCCAAAUUUUAAUUCUUGCAUGUCUAUUUAAUUUUAUAUUUCUGCCAUUAGGAAUUAGAGUUUAAUAAAUUGUCAUAUGCAUAUAUAUUUUUACAUGAAUUAUUCUAGUUUCUAAGUUCACUUUUCUGAGCUCAAGCAAAUUAAACUUGGAAAACAGGGUAAAAGUUGUCUUCAACUAUUGCCUCAAGCCGAACUUUGUCUUAUUGUCCUGAUAAAAGAGAUUUAGACUAAACUGCCCAGCACAGAUAUUUUUUAGGGCAUGGUACCCUACUAUUCCAAGUAAGGUGUUGAAAUACCAUGACAGAAAUAUAAAACCUGAACUUUGAGACAGUAUAUUCAAAGAACAAAAAGGUGUAGGCACACCUACAGCCUCUCUAUCUGAUAUUCUGAGAAUUUCUUCAAACUGCUUAAUGAUUUGUCAUCACUAACUUUAAAAAGUUUACAUCUGUCCUCACUGUAAUAGUCUGCUUUAAGAGGCAGUCAUGUCUCCUGUAGAUUAGAGGAUGUGCAAGGCAAGAUUUCUUUUGCAGGAGAUCGUGGUUCCUCUGGCUCUAGUAGUUAUUUUACAGAUAUAAAUAGAAAGUCAGGAAACUAAAGUGCCUAUUUAAAUUUCCAGCUGAGUGACCAGUUUCAAUAGGCACUAUAUUUGAAAUAACCUACAAAGCAAUUCUAACUAACGGUAUGUGUUUUAAAGCUAAGAGUGGCAUUUAAUCUGUGAAGAUCUGUCCUGUGUGUCUUGACUUUGUCACAGAUUUUUGUUAUUGCUCUUUUUUAUAUAUAUAUAUCUUAGUUAUAUGAAAUAAUCAUUCUUUCAGGGUGCAUAGGAUAUCUUAGCUUUACAGAUUUUUAAAGAUGAGGCUUUGAAAAGUCUUAAGUGGUUUUUGUAAAAGUCAUCUGCUUCAAUAAAUGACAGUUGUCAAAGAUCCACACAGCACAAGUAGGACAAUAUAAUAGAAGACUGAUGUAUGAUCGCUACACAAGCCAGCAAAAGGGAUAAUCUUUGUUUAUGAAACUUCAGAGGUACCCUGAAAAUCCUUUCCUAAAGCAAGUGUAUGUGAAUCUUUUUCCUUAUAUUGUGCAGAAUAAUCGUAUUGUGGCAUAUAUUUUGGGGAGGAGCAAAUUGAGUGGUAUAAUGACUACAGAGAAAGCUAUCUUGGAAUAUAGAAAGAAAAAGAAACAAAUUUUCUCCCUCCAAUUCACGAUUACAACUACUUGGGUCAAGAAGUUGCUAUAGUAUAUAUCAUACAUAAUUCUCUUUGUGCCAGGCCAAGUUUGGCAGACCAAUUGAGAUAGAAUUCUCAAAGAAUUUAAAGAUAUGAAUUGACUGUAAGUGACUUUUUUUCUUCCUUGCCUUUACUAUAUUAAAACCCUUACUAUUUCUGAAGUAAUCCAUCUGUUUUGCUUUAUGACCAGCUUUAAUUCUAGUUAGUGUAAGAAUAAUAACAACCCUAGAGAUUAAUAGGAAAGAACAUUGAAGUACGUUUUUCAAUAAAGACACCUAAAAGCAUCUACUCAUUUUAGGAUGGAACUGAAGUUCUAAGAAGUGUAUUGUUCUAAGUGCUAAUUAUGCUAAAACUACUUAAUUCUAAAAACUAUGUCUUAAAUAAGUUUUAAAAGUUUCACUUUUGGAGGAUAUUCCUAAAAAAACAUAUUGAACAUAGAUGGGAAAGUAUAAAUUAUAUCUGACAGUUAUUCAGUAUUAUUCAACACUUAAUUUCAUGUUUGUUAUUGUACCACAAGGAUAGUGUCUUUGUUUGAUUAUGUUGGAUUUUUUAAAAAUACACUUAAAACUGUAACCAGUGAUAACAUCCUUAGUAUUUUUAUUAUAGAUUAUAUUUUAUUUCAAUAAACUUUGAUAUUUAGACCAAACAGUC